ACUGCCUUUAGUUUGGGGAGAUAUUAAAUUUUAAAGUGAAACCUUCCUUUGCCCAAUACACAUACAUGCACAGAUGCUGGAAAAAAAUUGCAUCCAGACCUUAUUUUCUUCUUUUCUAAUGGCAAUGCUAUGGCUUAUCUAGGUGCUUCACCAACAUCCUAUAAUGUCUGUACCAUCAUCUUCUGAUGCUGUGUCAUCAACUCUUUCUGGUCAUUCUCUGUUUCCACUGUUGAAUUCAGUUUUGCAGACAAAUAUUCUUCAGAGGGAUACUAUUCUUACUCUAAUGAAGCAAGUUUGUGGUUGCGACAAUUCAGCCAACCGCGCCACUGAUGGAGGAUCCACACUGGCACAAUUAGGUUCCACAGAGAGAUCUUUGCUAGAAGCUGCACAUGACAGGGAGAAAGAGUUACUUCAUGAAAUAACGGAGUUGCAGUGGAGGCUAGUAUGUGCUCAAGACGAACUCCAAAAAUAUAGAACAGAAAAUGCUCAGGUAUGAUUUCAUUAUUGAACUCGAAGCUGGGCGAAAUUGCAACAAUUUGUUACUCAAAACGAAGUUAAAAAGAGUGGAAGGAAAAUACAGAAUGAAGAAGAGAGACAUUAUUAAACAUUGUUAGCUCAUUAUUAUUUGUAGCAUAGAUUUGUUUUGUUAUGCAUUAGGCAGGAUAAACAAAACCCAUAUUAGUAUUACCCAACUUGUGCAGAUUAAGCAAUGAUACUAUAAGUUGUACAUGAAUAAUAUUAUCCUUUCCAAGCCAGCUUGGGAGUUGUAAAUAUGACCUUUAAGCUUAAUAGUAGGCAUAUUCUCUA
Hevea brasiliensis (rubber tree) is the source of this 807-nucleotide messenger RNA. RefSeq lists its product as uncharacterized. Bases 164 to 496 code for a protein of 110 amino acids. The record is from RefSeq and is a predicted model, not a curated record. The transcript has 6 exons. NCBI's taxonomy places the organism in Eukaryota, Viridiplantae, Streptophyta, Magnoliopsida, Malpighiales, Euphorbiaceae. Gene Ontology annotation, molecular function: protein serine/threonine kinase activator activity.